Kuraishia capsulata CBS 1993 is the source of this 2091-nucleotide messenger RNA. RefSeq lists its product as uncharacterized. The record is from RefSeq and is a predicted model, not a curated record. Gene Ontology annotation, biological process: lipid homeostasis; fatty acid beta-oxidation using acyl-CoA oxidase. Gene Ontology annotation, cellular component: peroxisome. Gene Ontology annotation, molecular function: FAD binding; acyl-CoA oxidase activity; fatty acid binding. The coding region runs from base 1 to 2091 and encodes 696 amino acids. NCBI's taxonomy places the organism in Eukaryota, Fungi, Ascomycota, Pichiomycetes, Pichiales, Pichiaceae. The transcript has a single exon.
AUGACUUUAUUACGCGAGAAUCAAAAGGGCCCAAGACCGGCCACCUCUAUCUGGGCAGAGAGAGAUGCCACAGACUUCGACAUCAACAAGAUGCACGUAUUCCUCGAGGGUUCUGAGGAGGGUGCGGCUCAAAUACUGAAGGAGAUGCAAGAGGUUGAGCGCGAUCCCAUUUUGAAGACGGACGAAACCUACUACGACAUGACUAAAGCUGAGCAUCGUGAGGUGACUGCCAGGAAAAUCGGCCAGUUGGCUAAGUACAUCGAACAAGAUGGAAAUUUGGAGUCUUUUGAGAGAAAGAUGAACUUGAUGAGUAUUGUGGAUCCUCAGCUCACGACUAGAGUUGGUAUUCACCUCAAGUUGUUUUUGGCAUGUAUUAAUGGAACUGGAACUGAUGCUCAGUUCAACUAUUGGGCCCACGAAAGAGGUGCUCUGUUCAUCAGAGAUGUCUAUGGAUGUUUCGGUAUGACCGAGAUGGCCCAUGGAUCCAAUGUCGCAGCCCUUGAGACCACUGCAACUUAUCGUAAGGAGACAAAGGACAUAGUCAUCAACACACCUCACGUGGGAGCUACCAAAUGGUGGAUUGGUGGAGCUGCUCAUUCCGCAAACCACUGUUCUGUGUACGCUCGUCUGAUAGUCGAUGGUAAGGACUACGGCGUCAAGACGUUCGUUGUUCCUCUGAGAGACCGCGAGCACGAGCUCUUACCUGGUGUUGCUAUUGGUGAUAUCGGAGCAAAAAUGGGUCGUGAUGGUAUUGACAAUGGCUGGAUCCAGUUCACCAAUGUUGUCAUUCCAAAGGAGUAUAUGCUUUCUAAGUACACCUAUAUUGAUGAGGACGAUACUGUGGUUGAUCCUCCUCUUGCCCAGCUUUCUUACGGUGCGUUGCUCGGUGGAAGAGUCAGUAUGGUUACAGAUUCCUUCAGAACUUCCGAGAGAUUCAUCACAAUUGCUUUGAGAUAUGCUGUUGGCAGAAGGCAGUUUGCGAGCAAGGGUAAAGCCGAGGAAAACCAAAUCAUCAACUACCCACUACACCAAAAGCGACUCUUUCCUCUGUUGGCAACAACCUAUGCAAUGUCUAUUGGUUCCUACAAGAUUGAAACCGAGUUUGCUCAAACUCUCAAGCAGUUGGACGGUGCUGUGAGAGCCCAGGAUUUGAAGGAGAUGUCUGAUGCCAUCAACAGACUGAAGAAUGUAUUCUGUUUUUCGGCCUGCUUGAAGUCAACUUGCACCUGGUUUACUGCCCAAUUGAUUGACGAGUGUAGACAGGCUUGUGGUGGCCAUGGCUAUUCCUCUUACUCCGGAUUUGGAAAAGCGUACAACGACUGGGUCGUCCAAUGCACUUGGGAGGGUGAUAACAACAUUCUUGCAACCAACGCAGGAAGAAUCAUCAUUCAAACUCUUCAGAAGUUCCAGGCCAAGGGAAAGAAACCAAGUGGUGACUUGUCUUUUCUGGGGAAGGCAGAUCAUGUCAAGGGCAAUAAGCCACUUACUCUUGACUUCAAAAAGCCAUCCUCUCUUGUUGAUGUGUUCGAAGCCGUUGUCAUCCGUCUUUCUGUAGGAUCAAUUGAGAAGUUGGCACAGAAUGGCAAUGAUUGGGACCUUAUUGCACCAGAAAGAGUGUUGAUCUCCAAAUUGAAUGCUGCCCUAUUCAUGCUGACCCACUGGCUGAUCAAACUCGAGGCCACACCUGAAGAUGGAAACAUCAAAAAACACCUGUACACCCUUUUUGCUAUUUACGGAUUAUCCCAGAUUGAUCUUUUCGCUGGUGCGUUUUUAGCUGAGGGUGUUAUUGACCAGGCGAGCCUCAAGGCAGUCCAGGCUCAUUUGAUGGAUCUGUUCAAAGAAAUCAGACCUCACAUCAUCGGACUUACGGACGCGUUCAAGUUCAGCGAUUUCUUCAUCAACUCCGGUUUAGGAUUCUACAAUGGAGACGUAUAUACCAAUUACUUUGGAAUCGUGAAGAAACAGAACGACAAUUCUAAGUCCAAGGCGCCUUACUCUAAGGAGUUCGAAGCCGUAUUGAGGAGAGACACACUGGAAGUGAGACAGAACUUUGGUAAGAGUGCAAAAACCUUGAAGAAGCUGAGCGAAUAA